UGGACAUGUAUGGGUUAUUUUGUUAAGGGACCCCCGCAUCAUUGUGAGAAACUAGUCAGCAAUUGCACAAGAUGACUGAACAAACCGGCUCUCUACGUGAAGCAACCCAGCGUGUGGAAGGAGGGGAAACGCCUGCUCAAAAUGCUUCUGACAAAAAUGAGCAAGGUGAAGCUCAGACCAGUACUAAUGCACAAGGAGCCCGUAAUUCCAAGCGUCGAGUUACAAAGGUGGGACACGAGCCAGUGCACUCCAACGUCGAACUGGAGACGCUUCGAGAUUUGUAUCUGCCUAAAGAUCCAUCAGACCGCAUCGUUCAUAGUGAUGGAACUGUCUCUUACCUUCAUGCAAAAAGCUUUCUACCCGUGCGUAUGCUCCGUCAGUCAGAACGGCUUAGGAUUCUAGUCACAGGUGGAGCUGGAUUUGUUGGUUCACAUCUUGUGGACAGACUUAUGUUGAUGGGACAUGAAGUUAUUGUCAUGGACAACUUUUUCACAGGCACGAAAACAAAUGUACAACACUGGAUAGGUCAUCCACACUUUGACCUCGUUCGUCAUGAUGUCGUCGACCCCUUCAUGAUAGAGGUCAACCAAAUAUACCACUUAGCGUGUCCCGCUUCACCACCGCACUAUCAGUAUAACCCUACCAAGACGGUCAAGACAAGUGUAAUGGGUACAAUCAACAUGCUGGGUCUCGCAAAGCGAACAAAGGCUCGGUUUUUAUUAACCUCUACAUCAGAGGUUUAUGGCGAUCCAGAAGAACACCCUCAAAAAGAAACUUACUGGGGCCAUGUAAAUCCCAUUGGACCACGUGCCUGCUACGACGAAGGCAAACGUAUUGCUGAAACGCUUACCUAUUCUUAUAUGCGACAAAACGACGUUGAUGUACGAGUGGCGCGUAUUUUCAACACCUUUGGUCCCAGAAUGUCACCCGCCGAUGGAAGAGUUGUCAGCAACUUCAUCAUACAAGCUUUGAAAGGCGAACAACUGACAAUUUACGGUGAUGGAACUCAAACUCGAUCGUUCCAAUAUAUCCACGACUUGAUUGAUGGGCUUAUCUUGUUGAUGAACAAAAACUUUACAGAGCCAGUCAAUUUGGGAAAUCCAGAAGAGUACUCAAUACAGGAGUUUGCAGAGAUGAUACGGGAUCGUGUCAGUCCCGAUACGCCUAUCAAGCACUUACCAGCAACCAUGGACGAUCCAAAGAAACGCAAGCCGGAUGUUACCCGCGCUACAACCUACCUUGGAUGGCAGCCUGCAUUCUCUGUUCAGCAGGGAUUAGAGGAAACAAUAGAAUGGUUUAAAGAGCAAGGUCUGGAGGCCUUGAUAUGAUAUUAUCUGACAAAAUUUGCCAAUUGUAAUAAAACUGUCAGCGCUUUUUCACAUGUCAUUCUGCC
Messenger RNA from Umbelopsis ramanniana AG, 1393 nucleotides. RefSeq lists its product as uncharacterized. The transcript has 5 exons. The coding region runs from base 72 to 1328 and encodes 418 amino acids. The record is from RefSeq and is a predicted model, not a curated record. NCBI's taxonomy places the organism in Eukaryota, Fungi, Mucoromycota, Umbelopsidomycetes, Umbelopsidales, Umbelopsidaceae. Gene Ontology annotation, molecular function: NAD+ binding; UDP-glucuronate decarboxylase activity. Gene Ontology annotation, biological process: D-xylose metabolic process. Gene Ontology annotation, cellular component: cytoplasm.